Molecule: messenger RNA, 1602 nt
Organism: Ipomoea triloba (trilobed morning glory)
Lineage: Eukaryota; Viridiplantae; Streptophyta; Magnoliopsida; Solanales; Convolvulaceae
Product: ubiquitin carboxyl-terminal hydrolase 4-like
Exons: 6
Coding region: 276-1382 (368 amino acids)
Biological process (GO): protein deubiquitination
Cellular component (GO): nucleus; cytosol
Molecular function (GO): cysteine-type endopeptidase activity; cysteine-type deubiquitinase activity
Source: RefSeq, a predicted model, not a curated record
GUGGUCCGGAAAAAUAUUAAAUAAAUUCUUUUUUAGUUAUUUUAUUUCUUCAUUUGCCAUUUUUGUUCUUAUCGUCCAAACUCCUUCCCCAUACGGAAGCCUGAUUUUGCCGUUUCCGACAUCGUCUCUGAUUUUUCCGGUGAAGAAAUAGCCGGUGCCGGAAUAAUAUUAUAUGUAUUUGCACGAACAGAUAUAUACGUGUAUAUAAUUGUUGAUACGUAGAUAUAUAUAUAUAUAUACACACAUACGUACACAUUAGGAGCGGAUGAACUGAGAUGGGGGCUACGGGCUCGAAACUGGAGAAAGCGCUAGGAGACCAGUUUCCGGAAGGCGAGAGGUACUUCGGUCUUGAGAAUUUCGGGAAUACUUGCUAUUGUAACAGCGUGCUUCAGGCACUCUAUUUCUGUGUUCCAUUUCGGGAACAGCUACUGGACUACUAUUCAAAUAACAAAAACCUUGCUGAUGCAGAUGAAAGUCUCUUGACAUGCCUAGCAGACUUAUUUAUGCAGAUUAGCUCACAAAAGAAGAAAACAGGUGUGAUUUCUCCAAGACGCUUUGUGCAGAAACUGAAGAAGCAGAACGAGAUUUUCCGCAGUUAUAUGCAUCAGGAUGCUCACGAAUUCCUUAACUAUUUGCUGAAUGAACUUGUUGACAUACUGGAAAAAGAGUCCAAUGCUGCCAAGAGUGAUCAAGAAAUUUCACCAUCGGAGAAGAUUGCAAAUGGACCAAAGACCACCCUUGCCAAUGGUACUCAUAAGGAACCUCUUGUCACCUGGGUGCACAAAAACUUCCAGGGUAUUUUGACUAAUGAAACAAGGUGCUUAUGUUGUGAGACUGUAACAGCAAGGGAUGAAACAUUUUUUGACUUGAGCCUUGAUAUUGAACAGAACAGUUCAAUAACAAGCUGCCUUAAGAAUUUUAGUUCUACCGAGACUUUGAACGCUGAAGACAAAUUUUUUUGCGACAAGUGCUGCAGUUUGCAGGAGGCCCAAAAGAGAAUGAAGAUUAAGAAGCCGCCCCAUAUCCUAGUGAUCCAUUUGAAGCGAUUCAAGUAUAUAGAACAACUAGGUCGGUACAAGAAGCUAUCUUACCGCGUUGUCUUCCCUCUAGAGCUGAAGUUGAGCAAUACAGUCGAGGAGUUAGACGCAGAAUACUCCUUAUUCGCAGUGGUAGUCCAUGUCGGAAGCGGACCCAACCACGGGCACUAUGUCAGCCUCGUCAAGAGCCAUAACCAUUGGCUUUACUUCGACGACGAGAACGUGGAGAUGAUCGACGAAUCUGCUGUCCAGACGUUUUUCGGAUCAGCACAGGAGUAUUCCAGCAACACGGAUCACGGCUACAUCCUGUUUUACGAAAGCGUAUGUUCUGGCACCACAAGCUGAGAAAAAGAAGUAGCAAUUUUGAAAGCACGAUUCCUGUGUUUUUAGUGUUCCAUUUUCUCCCUUUCAUGUUGUGCCAACAAUCUCCCAAUGUGUACUUCAAAUGAAAUGUGCAAAAUAUAUGUACCCUACCUAGGUUGUUUCCUUGUACAGAGGUGGUAUAAGCUAACCACCUUAAAAUUUUCGAGCAAUAAAUGGGAAAAUAGCUGAAGUAUAUGUUGUA